AGACAGAAACCAGAGAAAAAAGGGCAGCACGCAUAAGCAAAUAACCAAUUUCAAAAUUGAAAAAAUCCAAAUCAAUAUGUGCGAAGUCGCAGUGCCGAAGACUCCAUUGUUUUCGUCGCCAGAGAUGGUUUCACUGCUAUACAAUAAGUCAUCGCUCAACUGUUCUCGUUCUUCUUCUUCUCCUAGAUCGGUGUCGAGCCCGAGGAAGAUUCAUGUUUCUCCGUCGUCUCCGCCGCCGCCGUGUCAGCCAUCUGUGUUGCCGUUGGCUGUUGAUACGGUUCUGAAGAGGAAGAGGCCGGCAAGGAUUGCCGUGCCGGUGAUUUCGUCCGCGGCCGUUAGUUUUGGAUUUGGAUUUGAGUCGGAGAAAGUCGAGGCGAUGGAGGAGGAAGGGGAGGGAUAUUCGGUUUAUUGCAAGAGAGGAAGGAGACGCAGCGCUAUGGAGGAUCGAUUCUCGGCCAGCGUUGGAAUUCGUGGAGAUUCUCGACAGGCUUUCUUCGGAGUUUUCGACGGGCACGGCGGAGCAAAAGUGGCAGAAAUCGCCGCGAAAAGAAUGAGCAAGAACGUGAUCGAUGAAGUAGCGAGAAGAACAGAAUCGGAACUCGAGGAAGCAAUCAAGGACGGCUAUUCGACGACCGAUCGAGAAGUAUCAGAGGAAGGCGUCAGCGGCGGCGCCUGCUGCGUCGCCGCAUUGAUCCGGAACGGAAAUCUCGCAGUCUCCAACGUAGGCGAUUGUCGCGCCGUGUUGAGCAGAAGGGGAAAAGCAGAAGCCCUAACGUCCGAUCACCGCCCGUCCAGAGAAGACGAGAGAAAUCGGAUCGAAAAUUCGGGUGGUUAUGUAGAUUGUUGCCGUGGAGCGUGGAGAGUUCAAGGAACACUAGCAGUGUCGCGAGCGAUCGGAGAUGGACAUUUGAAACAGUGGGUGAUAUCGGAGCCGGAAACGAGAGUGGUGAAGAUUGAGGAUGAUUGCGAUUUCUUGAUUCUUGCUUCUGAUGGUCUUUGGGACAAGGUUACGAAUCAGGAAGCGGUAGAUAUAGUGCAGCCGCUGUGCGUAGGGGCGGAGAAGCCGAAACUAUUCUCGGCGUGUAAAGAACUCGCCGCCUUGUCCACAUCGAGAGGCUCAAUCGACGAUACGAGCGUCAUGAUCAUCAAAUUACCAUCCUUUAUCUGAACUAUCCGAUCAUCGUAAUUAACCCCUAGCCCUACGCCAUAGCCAGAGCCAUAGCGUAGCCAGAAUAUUAAUUAAUUGACAGUUUUUUCAAAUGCUUCUUCUGCAACUGAAGCUGCUGUAUGGUCUGGUUUGGCAACUGAGGUUUGACAUCUUCCAUCAUUAAUUCGUUCUGAUUCCAUUUUCAAACUUCAAACCAAGUGGCCCAAGAAUCAGAAUAUGGCCUCAUUUUUCCAACUUCUUACCCUUCCUCUCUCUCCUAAUUUGUGUAAUUGUAUUAAUGACUCGUCAGUCCAUCUUUCUCAUCUUUUUUUUUUUUU
Molecule: messenger RNA, 1485 nt
Organism: Momordica charantia (bitter melon)
Lineage: Eukaryota; Viridiplantae; Streptophyta; Magnoliopsida; Cucurbitales; Cucurbitaceae
Gene: PP2C5
Product: phosphatase 2C5
Biological process (GO): protein dephosphorylation
Molecular function (GO): cation binding; protein serine/threonine phosphatase activity
Source: RefSeq, a predicted model, not a curated record